Messenger RNA from Mizuhopecten yessoensis (Yesso scallop), 2471 nucleotides. RefSeq names its product U11/U12 small nuclear ribonucleoprotein 25 kDa protein-like. Gene Ontology annotation, biological process: mRNA splicing, via spliceosome. The record is from RefSeq and is a predicted model, not a curated record. The transcript has 6 exons. Lineage: Eukaryota; Metazoa; Mollusca; Bivalvia; Pectinida; Pectinidae. Bases 175 to 738 code for a protein of 187 amino acids. Gene Ontology annotation, cellular component: U12-type spliceosomal complex.
GUCAGCUGUAGGGAAUUUCCCUUUUAUUAGCUCAGUGUUGUAAAUAGUGUUACUAGGGCUGAAGACUUGCAAACAGGAGGGAGGAAUGAAGCAUAACUGGACUGGGUCGUUCACCGUUGACUCCAUCGAUAGAUCUUCCAUCUAGAAACCCGAUCCUAGUGCGGAAGUUGAGUCAUGGAUUCUACAGAGAACAAUGUGAUAUCCAAGAGUGAUGAUCAUAGCCACUGUGAGACAGAACAGGAUGUGGAGUCCAAUGUGGAGACGGCCAUAGUCCCAGCAUCAUCCCAAGCUAUAGUUCCCUCCAGUGAUCAGUCUCUGAGUCAUGUAGAAGCCAUGUCUCAAGUACAGGCAGUGAUGGCCCAUCUUAUAACAGAGGACCCACUGUUGUCUGACCUGCCCCCUCAAGUGACCUUAGAGGAGGUGAAUUCCUGUGUGGCCCUGGAGUAUGGACAAGCAAUAGUAGUGAAUGUACGACGGGCCGAUGACGAGGUGAUGGCGGUAGUAGUUACCCAGAAUGCAACAGUGCUGGAUUUAAAACAUGCAAUCAAGCGCUACAUCACUCUGAGGCAGAUGCGAAAUGGAGGAAAGCUGCAUAUUAGCUGGAGAUAUAUAUGGAAGAGGUACUGGUUAUACUUCAAUUCUCAGAAACUUUCUGAUGACAGAAAAACGUUGAAGCAGUACGAGAUUAGAAACAAGGACGAGGUAACGUUUAUGAAGAGAUUGAAAGACCAUGGAUGACAGCAUUAAUUGAUUACCGUCAAAUAAUAUAUACUGAAUGUAGGACUGACCCUACACAACAGCUCCAGACACUAUUGGCCAUUGAAUCAGGACCAGUAAAGAUCUUUACCAUCAACAACUUGUCCCUGUUUCUCCAACUUGUGGCAGGUCUAAAGGUCUGUGUACAACAUGGUGAGCAUCUUGUCCAGCAAGAGUAGAGAACAAAUAUUCAAAUACAAGAUUAAAACAGUGUCCCAUGUUGUAAAGUGGAAAUAAAGUGUGGAAAUUGCAGGUAUCUAACAGAGCUAUGAACACUGGAAGUAUUCAAUACAUCUGUGGACAGUGAAGGUGCUCAACAGAAAUGUGGACAUUGGAGAUGUAUUCAAUGUUACUAUGGAUACUUGAGCUGUUCAGUAGAGCUAUGGGCAUCAAAGUAUUCAAUAGAGGUGUACACUGGAAGUAUUCAACAGAGAUACUCAUCAACGGUCAACAUAAUUGUGGACUUCGGAGAUGUAUUCAAUGUAACUAUGGAUACUCGAGGUGUUCAGUAGAGCUAUGGGCAUCAAAGUAUUCAAUAGAGCUUGAGGUAUUCAAUGGAAGUAUUCAACAGAGAUUUGGACACUGGAGGUGUUCACUGGAGGUGUGGGCACUGAAGAUAUCCAACAGAGAUGUGGACACUGGAGGUGUUCACUAGAGGUGUGGGCAUGGAAGUAUUCAAUAGAGGUGUGGACACUGGAGGUGGUCACUAGAAGUGUGGGCAUCGAAGUAUUCAACAGAGAUGUGGACACUGGAGGUGUUCAUUAGAGCCUAGAGGUGUGGGCACUGAAGAUAUCCAACAGAGUACAAUGGUACUGGACAUGUUCAAUUAAGAUAUGGACAUUGUAGGUAUUUAAUAAAGACAUGAUCACAUAUUUACUGGAUUCAUUAUGAUUCAGCUCUGGAUACUAGUGAUUUUUUAGGAUAUAUUUCAGGGGAGUCCUAGCAUCAUUUUCAAAUUGUUGACAAGUCCCAGUACAAAGAUAUUUAAAAUACACAGGAUACUGGAGGGAUUCAAUGGAUUUAUGAUGAGAGAUUCACAAUCUAGAGCUGUAGAUACUGGAGGCGUUCACACUAAUUAUACCCGUUACUGUAUUUAUAGCUGUAUGGUAUUGUAGAUCUUAUGUAGGAACAAUAAUGUAUAGAAUUCACUUCGUAUGAAUUGCAAAUGUAGAUCUGCGACACCUUUUCAUCUUUAUAGUAAAGAUUAUGUGACACAGAUCUAGACUACAUGUACUUAUUGGCUCAUCUCAGUUACAUUUGUACAAAGUCAAGAGGUGUACUGUUAUAAGAGUAUGAGCAGUCCAUUACAGGUAACUGGCUAAAUGAAUUUCACUGGCAGUGUGAAGGGUAGCAUCAAUGACUACAACCUAGAUAGUUCCGGGGCAGGCACGUUCUAGUUUGUAAAACAUUUUAUUUUAGAAUUUUGAGGGAGAUCUGGUCCAUAUCCUGUAUGAUUCAAGAGAUUUAAGUUAAUUUUCUCUAUGCACACUCUUCACAAAAGAACUAAAUGUAAAUGGAAUGAAAACCAUCUUUUAGAUGUGUAAUUCAUAAUUUGUUGAAAGUUACAAGCUUCCAUAUGAAAGCACAAUCAGAAUGCAUGGUGGCUGGAUUAACAAGGAUAGAUAGUGGCACACUCAGAUACAUGGUGCCAUAUAUUAUGUUAUUAUUUUUUCAUAUUAUUCCCAAACAAGUGAUUGGUUAGAAGUGCAUCACGU